Molecule: messenger RNA, 1030 nt
Organism: Cryptotermes secundus
Lineage: Eukaryota; Metazoa; Arthropoda; Insecta; Blattodea; Kalotermitidae
Product: corrinoid adenosyltransferase
Exons: 5
Coding region: 142-807 (221 amino acids)
Molecular function (GO): corrinoid adenosyltransferase activity
Source: RefSeq, a predicted model, not a curated record
UAUUUCACGACAGCGUGCUUGAAAUCGGCGACAUUUCGCGGAAAUUGCGGUUGCGUUGCGGUUGCCACUUUCCUUUGUGUGCCCUCGCCCACAGAGAUCUCGAUAACAUUAGUUGAAAGUGCAGACUUCGAUUGUUACAACAUGGAAGUUGUAAAUAGAAUAAUGUGCAGGACGUCAGGGAUUUAUGGGCUUUUAUCGGCAAACUGUUCUCGCCACUGGAGUAGUACUGUGUCUUGUACAGUGUUCAGUCGUGAGGGUGACAGUGGAUAUUCAGUGACAAGUUCAGGAGAAAAAAGACCUAAAGAUGACAGAAUAUUCAAUGCAGUUGGUGCGACAGAUGAACUGUCGUCCUAUAUUGGGCUUGCACGUGAAUUUGCCAAGGAUGGAGAACACACAUACACCGAUAAGCUAAAAAGAAUUCAGUGCAUCCUUGUGGAUAUAAGUGCAUUAAUUCUGAAAUCCUCUAAACCAGAACAACAUGUAUGCCUCUCUACUAGACAUACAAAGGAACUGGAAGAUUGGAUUGAAGAGUAUUCUUGUCAACUACCACCCCUUGAAAAAUAUGUCAUUCCUGGAGGAGGUAAAGCAUGUACAUCACUGCAUGUAGCUCGAACAAUAUGUCGACGAGCUGAAAGACGUGUGGUGACACUUGUAAGGAAUGGGGAAGUUGAUAAAGAAGCCCAGGUGUACCUCAACAGGCUCUCGGAUUUCUUGUUAACGAUAUCAAGAUUUGCAUGCAAGACUGAUAAGAAAAAUGAAUCUAUCUACAUACCAAAACCUGAUGAAGAGUUCGUGUCAAAAAUGUGAGAAUGGCUUCUUAUAAUGUGUAGCAAAUUUAGUGAAUGGUGUAUUCACAGGUUCCAGUGUGUUAAUAUGUACAUAUUAUUUUGUGACAAAGACAAGGGUUUUAUAGGCACAGAUCAUGUGUUGUACUUAUUAUGAAUUAUGCAAAGAAAAAUAACCAAAAACAUGUACAGUAUUUAUUCACUGUGAAAUAAUUAUUGUGCAGAAUAUUAUUCAUGUUUCUAAU